GAAUUAUCAAUUUAUAUCAUACCUACAGGUAGGUAGGUAGGUACAAAACAUUAGGUCAGUGUAGUUUAUUCCUACUAUGCGUGCGUACAAUACCCAGGUAGGUUGUCGGUGUUAAAGCUAGGUGCUAAUAACUUAUUCCGUAUCCCCUGAUCUGACGCUAUGAUGUGAGGGAUCCGAUUAGCUUCACCGCUAGCUUCCAUCGGUUCUUGCCCACCACUUGGCGACACCUCCCGCAAGAUCCGUCUUUCUAGUAUAAACAAGGCCUAGCGCACAGCAGUAGCUCUUAAGUCUGGUUUCUAAAGCCCACAAAUCAUGCCAAGCAUCUCGGAAUCAGACGAUGCUCCCCUCUAUCUCCGACCAGACGAAUGCUCCAGAAAAGCCCCCAAGAAUCAUCACAAGACGUCGUGGAGCAUGUACAGGCUGUAAACUCAGAAAGAUUCGCUGCAAUGGAGGAGCGCCUUGCUCUGCCUGUGAUCGGAGCGGUUUCGUUUGCAAUUAUGAGCCUCGACACAGGAAACCCUCUUCCAGUCGGGAGCUCGAUCUACAAACGUCAGAAACACCUUGCGUGUUAGACCGGGACAGAGAUUCGUCGCCAAGAUCCAUAGGGGGCGGGAGCAUCACCGGACCACAACCCCCCUUUCUGACGGAUAACUCAUCUACAAUGUUCUCAUUAGACACCACUGAUUUCGAUUUUAUACUGUCGCCCGAGGCAGCUUCACUCCCGAAUAUCUCGGAGAGCCAGCACAUCACACAUGCUCCUUUUUCAUAUGAUCAUGAUUCUAUCGAGGGGAUUCAGAGUUCACAGCAUCCAGCAUUUAAUUCCGCGACCUUUCGAUCCCGGUCGCUAGAAAUAGGGGAUAUUGGAGACAGAAGAAAUAUUGAUACUCCUCGUGCUCCUUCACCUCCAAUAUUAGAACGAGGAGUAGUUUCUGCGGUUCCCCAAGGAUUGAUGCAGUAUUUUCGAGAAGAUGUGGAAGUCGACUUUCGUUCCUCUACAUCCUUCGGCCUAGCAAAGUUACCUCCAACACGAAAAGAUUCAAAUAAGCAUCGCGAAAUCUGUCGGAUAUUACAUAAUUUAACAUCGAAUGGACAAACGUGGGCAUCGCCAUCGUUGAAUGUUAAAGAUGUUAAUAAGAGUAUUCGUUCAAUUUGGGUAGGAGAAAGUGAUGCGACUAUCCAGGGAUAUAUUGAAGGCAAGUCCCAUGAGGAUGAGAGUUAAUUACAUCUUUCACUAAAUACUUACCUACCUACCUAUUCACUCAGCAUGCUUCGAAAGUAACGCAGAGUAAGCAGCAUCUCAGUAACAGUCCGCUGUCGGCACGAAAUGAUUAAGUGUAUGUCUCAGAGUUCAAAUGUUUCUGCGGAAGGC
Messenger RNA from Annulohypoxylon maeteangense, 1369 nucleotides. RefSeq lists its product as uncharacterized. Lineage: Eukaryota; Fungi; Ascomycota; Sordariomycetes; Xylariales; Hypoxylaceae. The record is from RefSeq and is a predicted model, not a curated record. Bases 338 to 1219 code for a protein of 293 amino acids. Gene Ontology annotation, molecular function: DNA-binding transcription factor activity, RNA polymerase II-specific; zinc ion binding. The transcript is spliced from 4 exons. Gene Ontology annotation, biological process: regulation of DNA-templated transcription. Gene Ontology annotation, cellular component: nucleus.